AGUGUCGAUGCCUCCGAAUUGGUAUUGCCGUCAUCAAAGUCGAUAACUGUUGACAGCUGUUGAUACUAUUUUGGUAUUGACGACAACAAUAUUGAUAUUCUAUUGACGGGUGUCAACAUAAAACUUGUCAAUACAGUUUUUGGUGACGACAAGCGCUCAAUUAAAUAUUCUGCUGUAAAAAUUUGGUAAAAUAAUUCUGAAUUAUACCUUUUUACACACUUUAUUUGGUUAGUUCUUAUUUAAUUUAGGAAAAUGGAAAGAAAAAUGAAAAUAACAAACAACAAUCAAUUUGCGCAGCUUGUUUUAGAACUAGAAAAAAAUCCUGCGCUUGCUAAAGGCUUUUCCAAAGGGACAGUUCCCAAUAAUUUUAAGUCGCAAUGGCAGGAUAUUGCAAAUGCAAUCAAUGCUCUCGGUCCACCACUCAGGGAUGGUGAGGGUUGGCAAAAGGUUUGGAGGGAUCUGAAAUGCAAGGUUAAAAGAAAGCUCGUGCACAACAAGCAGGAGUGCCGUGCCACAGGAGGAGGAAGCUACAAGCAAUUGGUGCUGAGCCCAUAGGAGCAGGUUGCCAACCUUCUUCAAUUCGGCAAGCAACUUAACCCGAAAGGAAUGGCUCAAGGUGUUCCCAAAAGUGGAAGUUGCAUGAGUGUUGAAGAAGUGCUAUAAGAAGUGCUACGAGAAGAUUCUCCAGCUCCUUCGGUAGAUCCUACAAUGAUGGAGUUCGAUGAUACCACUGGGCUCAACACCACCGCCGGUAGUGUUUCUGUAGAAGAUAGUCGAGCUCCAGUUAAUGAAAAUGCUGCGGAGAACCAAAAUUUAAAUGCUGGGCAGAAUGCAGAUUCACCUCCUAAUACUAGCAGGAGAAGUCGUGUUCGCGCAAAUAGACAGCGGCAGAAUUUGUUGCAAAACCACACUGAAAUGCAAGAGGGUGUGCUGACACGAAUGUCGACAACCCUUGCGGGAAUUGGUUUUAAUCUUUAAC
Messenger RNA from Rhagoletis zephyria (snowberry fruit fly), 979 nucleotides. RefSeq lists its product as uncharacterized. Gene Ontology annotation, cellular component: nucleus. NCBI's taxonomy places the organism in Eukaryota, Metazoa, Arthropoda, Insecta, Diptera, Tephritidae. The record is from RefSeq and is a predicted model, not a curated record.